CCAUACCUUACCACUACUAGAAAUGCUACAUUCGUCGGUUAGCUUCGUAGUUCAGUUAAAAAGCGACGUAGUAUUUGUAAACUUGAACAAUUUUCGUGUUUUAUUGUUUUUUUGUUAGUCUAAUUAACAAAAUCAGCAGUAAUGUCCGACACGGUUAAUAAGAACCACCCAAACGCGCGUUUGUGCCACAUUCUGAAGUGGGAUCAUUUUGAUGGAUACGGAUUUAAUCUUCACGCAGAAAAAGGUAAAUCGGGACAGUACAUUGGUAAGGUGGACGAUGGAUCGCCGGCCGAAGCAGCAGGUCUUCGACAAGGCGACCGCAUUUUAGAAGUAAACGGCGAGAGCAUCGCAAAUAAAAACCAUAAACAGGUGGUUGAGGCCAUCAAGGGUCUACCCAACGAAACUAAGCUGCUGGUUGUUGAUCCAAAUGAUGAGAAGCAAGACGAUAAGCAAAAAACUGUCGAUCACAGUCGACCCUGUGACACAGUUUUAAUGAAGACCGUCAACCUCAGGCAGGAGGAGCCCGCCGAAAAAAUUUUGGAAAAAUCCGACUACAGUCCACCACCUGACAAAAUUUAUGAAAAAGAUUUUACUCGAAACGGCCAAGAUCAAACACCUGUAAUGCUCAACAUGACAGCCGCAGAGCUUCGCGCCAAACUUAAGGAGAGGAAAAAAUUCGACCCCAAAAAGGACGGGAUGGAUUUUAAAAAGAAGUACGACAUUGUCCAAAAGUUGUAAAAAGUGCAGUGUUCUGUGAUAAUCUUCUUAUCAUAAACGAUAGGACAGUGAAAACUUGAUAAAAUAGUAUAUUCAAUAUUACCUAAAUAUAAUGUUUGUACUGAGUAACGUGGCCUUGAUUAUAUCACGUUGAAAUCGCUUUUAUUAUUGGGUACACGGUCACAUAAUAGCCUAAUGUUAUAUAACAUUAAUCAGUGUAACUAACUCUUAAGUCUAUUCUAGCUGUUAUUAAAAAGUAGGUAGUUUUUA
Messenger RNA from Photinus pyralis (common eastern firefly), 987 nucleotides. RefSeq names its product Na(+)/H(+) exchange regulatory cofactor NHE-RF1. The coding region runs from base 142 to 738 and encodes 198 amino acids. Gene Ontology annotation, biological process: protein localization to plasma membrane. The transcript has a single exon. Gene Ontology annotation, molecular function: protein binding; protein-membrane adaptor activity. The record is from RefSeq and is a predicted model, not a curated record. Gene Ontology annotation, cellular component: apical plasma membrane. Lineage: Eukaryota; Metazoa; Arthropoda; Insecta; Coleoptera; Lampyridae.